Molecule: messenger RNA, 889 nt
Organism: Pelagomonas calceolata
Lineage: Eukaryota; Pelagophyceae; Pelagomonadales; Pelagomonadaceae
Source: the annotation of a GenBank genome assembly
AUGAAUCAGUACAACGCCAUCGAAGACCAGCCCGUCCUGGAGACGCGCAACAAGUCGCCCUCGACAUCCAUCUCUAAGAUUGUCGCCGUAAGUGUCGUUCUGUCCUUCGCGCUCGGCGCCUGCGCCGCCACGGCCAUAUCCUACCGCUCGGGCGGCGUGACGAAUCUGGCUGUGACAGAAAAUUGCAAAACUGCUGCCGCUCUUCAUGCUUUUCUCGAUCCGAAUGACCAGCGGGCUGCUACGGCGGAGAGCGCUUGUAGCCCGUUCAUCUUACCGGCACCUGCUAGUACGAUUGGUAAGUGUCCGGCGGCCCCCGACGUUCCGGUGUCGCUGCCCUCGCUGGCGGGAGAUGUACAUCGAGAAUCAUACAACCCCGAGAAGAUCGUCAUCGGAGGCGCGAUGUGUGGCGAUUCCUCCGUAACUUCAAUGUAUGGGGUGUGACGCAGAGCCGAAAUUAAAUUUCUGUGACGUGGGAAUCGCGUCGCGCGAUCGACGCGAUUCGUUCCACGCAGGUCCAGACGAACGUCUGGGUGAAGGGCCCCAUGAUGGACACCGCGAAGAUCGAUAUCCACGGAACCGGUAUAGGGGGCGAUCUCAUGGUCCAGGGUACGAUGACCGACGACGCGAGCAUCUUCAUCGACGCGGGGGGCGGUGUGCGCAACAUCAUCGUGCAGGCCGAAAUGAGUGGAAACGCGAAGAUCACCGUCGUCGGCGAGGUGUCCGGAGGCAUCACGGUAGCGUCCUCCAUGUCGGGUCACGCUAAGAUUGAGGCUGGGAGCUGUGGCAAGCCGACGUCGCCCCCCAUCCUCACGGGGUCGACGUUCAUCACCGGCACCGGCUGCUAAAUCUAGACGCUUCCUCUCCCCUUGUAUAAUAACCCUUUGAUUGA